This is a messenger RNA of Guyanagaster necrorhizus, 285 nucleotides long. RefSeq lists its product as uncharacterized. The record is from RefSeq and is a predicted model, not a curated record. The coding region runs from base 1 to 285 and encodes 94 amino acids. Gene Ontology annotation, biological process: vacuolar proton-transporting V-type ATPase complex assembly. NCBI's taxonomy places the organism in Eukaryota, Fungi, Basidiomycota, Agaricomycetes, Agaricales, Physalacriaceae. The transcript is spliced from 3 exons.
AUGGAGCAAGCAGCGAUUGCCAACGCGAAUGCCAGGACAGCUUCAAGGAGCACACUUGCGCAGCUUGUUCUCUUCAGUCUGUCUCUCGGCAUCCUUCCAAUAUCAUCAUACUUUUUCUCACUGAAAUAUGUCUGGAAUGGUAACUCAACAUGGGCGGCAAUCACAGCUGUUGCUGCCGCCAACGUCGUUCUUGUCGCUUACAUCUUCGCUUCCUUACGAGACGAUGUCAAACCUAUCGACUCGAAAACACCCAUUAAAGAUCCUGAAACCAGGAAAGAACGCUAA